GGCAGAUCUGUGUGUGUGUGUGUGUGAGAGAGAGAGAGAACUGAGAACAACCAGUGGAAACUCAGGAGAAUAUGUUACUGCAUGUGAAAAAGCCAGACAUUUUCAGUAUGGAUGACAUCAACGUACUACAGCACAGAUGUCUCCUGAAUUUGAGGCGUCGAAUCAGAGAUAUUGGGGAUGGGCGCCCAGCUCAGGAACGAUAUAUGAGAUUGCAGAAGGAUGGAGACAGACUCAGUUACCAAGGGAACUCUGAAGAGGUGGGUUGCUAUGUGGCUGGCCAUCCUUUAUCAAAGGGAAAUUGCUACUUUGAGGUGACAAUAGUGGACACAGGAGUGAGGGGGACCAUAGCUGUGGGCCUGGUGCCUAAAUUCUACAGGCUGGACCACCAGCCUGGCUGGCUGCCAUACUCUGUAGCUUACCACGCUGACAACGGCAAGUUAUACAAUGGCAACCCUGUGGGACAGCAGUUUGGACCAAAGUGUGCUCGUGGUGACCGCAUUGGCUGUGGAAUACACUCAGAAAAUAUUGAAGCAGGCUUUACAGCAGUCUUUUUUACCAAAAAUGGCAAAGAGGUUGGUUCAGUGGAGGUUCCCGUCUCGGCAGAGGGGCUGUUCCCCGCCGUGGGAAUGCACUCAAUGGGGGAGGAGGUGAAGGUUGACCUGCAGGCUGAGUGGUUCCUGGAAGAAGAUGAUAGUAUGAUGAUGGUGGACAGCCAUGAAGAUGACUGGGGACGGCUUUACGAUGUCAGAGUAAGCGGCACGCUAUUGGAGUAUGUUGGCAAAGGAAAGAGCAUCAUGGACGUGGGUUUGGCCCAGGCCCGCCAGCCGCUCACCACCCGCUGCCACUACUAUGAAUUGGAGAUCGUUGAUUCAGGGGAAAAGUGCUACAUUGCUCUGGGCUUGGCAAGAAGGGACUACCCUAGGAACAGACACCCGGGAUGGAGCCGAGGGUCAGUGGCGUAUCAUGCAGAUGAUGGCAAGAUCUUUCACGGCAGCGGCGUUGGAGACGCUUUUGGUCCUCGCUGCUUCAAAGGUGACAUCAUGGGCUGUGGCAUCAUGUUUCCACGAGACUACAUCCUGGAUGGAGACGGUGACACGGACGAGUGGGAUCGGCUGGAGGUCCGCUCUAGUAACGCAGGCGUCCAGAACGUUCUGUACCUCAACGACGAAGAGGAGGAAGAGGAAGAUGGGGAACAGGUAGAGCAGGGACAGGAGGGCAGGAAGGUCACG
Messenger RNA from Micropterus dolomieu (smallmouth bass), 1229 nucleotides. RefSeq names its product SPRY domain containing 3 (gene spryd3). Gene Ontology annotation, molecular function: protein binding. The record is from RefSeq and is a predicted model, not a curated record. NCBI's taxonomy places the organism in Eukaryota, Metazoa, Chordata, Actinopteri, Centrarchiformes, Centrarchidae.